GAGGUUGGAGACCACGUGAGUCCCAUUCAGCCGUGAGCCGCAGAGAGGGAGUGAAUGGCGAGGGGUUCGUGUUGGGUGAAUUCCGUCAGUUCUUUUCUGCUCGUCUCUGUCGAUAUGCAGUGGGUUAAAGAGAAUCGCUAUUUUGGGGUUUGUUUGCUUUUCCAUUCAGUAUGCCUCCGUGAUUUUAUUUGGUUGCAUCGCUGAAAAUGCCUAGGCUGGAUACUGCACCAGUUUGUCAGCAACCAGUAGCUUCAUGUAAUGAUGCAGAUAUUGCGCCGUGCUGAUUCGCGUUUUGGAGCGAUAAAAACACUUUAACAGCAGUGAUGUGUCGUUGCAUCCACUGCGCCUUUUAUCUUUCGUCUAGCCAAUCGUGCCAAGAUCACUCCAGAUCGAAUCCUGUCAAUCAUGGGGGCAGAAGAUGGAAACCCUUGAAAAAUGGAAGAAAGACUUCAUAGCACUAAGGCUGUUGGAUAAGAAAAUAAACUCCAGACAAAAUGGCAACACAGGCAUGAUCGUUAAACGUCUCAACUCUUUCAAAGCCCACAAUCGUUUACAUUCCCAGCCCAUCACCCGUUCAGAAUGUAUAACAGGCUCCUGCCCUAACCUGAUCAUGAGUAGGAACGAGCACCACGACCCCAGGCCCCACCCAGUGGCCCUAACCCCUCAGCUGCCCCCGCGGGCCCACAGACCCCUCUGUCUGUCCGUCUCCUCCGACAGCAAUGGCCGCUUCAAAGCCCUGGAGACCCAGGAGUGGAAGAACAACCUCAAAGCUCAGAUGGAGCAGGCCCACAGUGCAGGGGCAGCCAGCAGCACGGGUUCUUUGGAGCGGGCAUCUCUGUUCUGCGCCUCGGGUUCCACCACUACCUCCAGCUCGGGCCUGUCCAGCCCCGUGGACACCCUCACCAAGAGCAAGUCCUCCAGCCGCUUCUCGCUCUUCUCUCCGCCCUGGAACAGCAGCUCCGAGUCCGACUCCAACCCGCCGUCACGCUCGGGCUCCAAGAAGCUGCGCAACUACAGACGGCAGGCGGGGGUCUCCAUCAGCAAGGCACAUGACACCCCCGAGGCCAGGCAGGGCGGCCCAGAGCACUUCCAGUAUUCUGAGCCAGUCAUCUCCAAGGUGACAGACCACAUCUACGUGGGCAACCUGAACGCAGCCUACAGCGGGCGCACGCUGUGCCGCAACAACAUCGACAGCAUCAUCGACAUGAGCAACCUGCCGGGGGAGGCCAGCCUGAGCCUCAUCCCCUGCACCUGCUCGCGGGGCACCAAGCACAGCUGGUCCCGCCUCAAGGUGGACAUCGGCGAGUUGCCCGAGGUGGUGCCGGAGAGCCCCGCGCUGAAGGCGCGCUGCUUCGAGGACAUCAACGAGUGCAUCGACGCCUCCACGGAAAAACGCAAGCGCGUGCUGGUGCACUGCCGCGACGGCUUCUCCCUGGCGCCCACCUGUAUCAUCCAGUACCUGAUGGUGCGGCAGAAUAUGCGGCUGAUCGCCGCCUAUGAGCUACUGAGGGCCAAGCACCCGCUCAACAUAAGGGAGUGCCACCAGAACGUGCUGGUGAGCCUGGAGAGAGCACUCAGGCCCGGGGGAAACAUGGAGCCUGAGUGCUUCAAACAAGCCAUCUCUCGGAAGGUUGCCUGGACCUGACCACUCUACCCUCAGGCCUGGGUUAGCUAGAUAUCUAUUAAUUUUCAUUUUUUUCACUAAAGAUAUUUCUCUCUAUUCAGAUGAAAUGGUCUGUGAAAAGUUCUGAAAAGGCAGCUUUUCUUUGCGAUUUAGUUGGCUGGUUAUUGUCGGUUGUCUAUUGGUUAUGAGUUAAACAGAUGCUAAAUAUUUUCCUCUCUCAGUGGUAGUGGUUUAGAGCUUGUGUGAAAUUUUGCCCGGCGUCGUUCUCAAAACAGGAUUCAGACCUGGGUUCUCUUUCAGGUUGGAAGAAAGUUCUCUGUACAGCUGCUAAAUCUUACAUGAAGUCCAAGUCUCUGUUGUCAAUGUCUGGACUUUGUGUUUCAUAAACUUGGGAUGUGGUUGGGGGCGGUGGGUAAGGGGGAAUAAUGGGGGAUCUCAGGAGACCAAGUGAUGUCACCACGGUGGCUGCCAUAAGAUGCCAGCGUCCAGUUGACUGAUAGCCCAUGUGCAGGGCAGCCUGAUGUCAACUUUUAAAGAACUUCUUUCUGAACGCACCGUGCAGUUUUCUGACCUCAGAUCAGAUCACAGGAGUUUCAGAUACGCAGCAUUCCUCAGCAACACGGACAGUCACAGCCACAGGGUUUUGGGACCGAAUGGAAAGUACCGUGUGUGGUGAAGAGUUGUCCUCUAUGAGGACAUUUUGUCCUAUAAUCAAAACUCUUUCUCAGUACCUUGACUAUUUGAAGAUUUUUUUUUCCACCUGAUUUUGUUUGCUUUGGCCCUGUUGAAAAUGUGAUCUCACGCUUCAGCUGUUGUGGAUGUGGUGAAACUGGAAGUGGCCAAUUGGUAUCUUUUUAACUGAGUGCCAGUAUUAGUUUUACUAAGUCUGAUUGUGAUGCAGUGUUCUACUGUUAGGCACGGUUAUUCAUUGCACUACUUAUAAGGUACUUAUGCACAGACAGUCUAUGUUUUGUUACAUUUGGUAGGACAGAUUUUGGUCACUAGUCACACAGCAAAGAUAGACCACAGGCUCCUUGUUUUGUUUUCGGUGCUGUAGAUUAAUAUUACUGUAAUAGCUGUACUGAUUACCAUUAGUGAUUUGCGAUAUUGUUCUCCCCAGUCAUCUUGUAACUCACUGGACACUUUAUUAGUAAUGGUAUUGCUCUUGCUCGUCAACAGUAGUGUUCAAUUUAGUUAUUCAGUGACCAAUGUAACAGGAAUGGAGGCUCAAAGUUGGGUGCCUUUGCUUGCUUUAUCUUGAGUCAGUGUUACCACACUGACACACUCUGGAUGCAGUGGUCAAGCAUUAACUAUGAGGUUAUUUGAUGCGAGAAUAUUAUCUAUAAGUGCUAUUGAUGUGCUGUGUGGCAUAUGUACAUCUUGUGGCAUAUGGCAAAAUACAGUUUGAUAUUAGUACAUGCUCGUCAUUGUAAAUGUUUUGUUUUCAGUGAUCAUGCUGUGAGCAGUGGCAGUAUAUUUUGUAAGUGGUGGUGACAAGUGUGUGUCAAUCUAUGCUAAUAACCUACAUUUCUCUGUAAACAUGUGUGCCAUUGAGAGCACCGCCGUGAUCUCUUGUUCUGGGCAUUACAGAAAGGUCAGACUUUGAAUCAGGUACAUUUGCCACCAAAAUUCCACAGCUGUCACCUUGGGCUGCCAAUAUGCCUGGUUAGUUUUUUUUUUAUAUUGUUUUCUCCUCCUUCCUUGAAAGAGUCAUGUGCUGUCUAACCUUUAGGUCUAACAACUUGAUCUCUCAGGUGAACUUUAUUGGCCUAGAAUUUUCUCAAUGAAUUUCAAACCAGAAUAUGUGAUAAUGUAUUUUCUGUAUCAUGUUUUUAGUCAUAUGCAUUUCUAUGUAGAUAUUAAAGACCAAGUUUAAGCCAGUA
This is a messenger RNA of Clupea harengus (Atlantic herring), 3507 nucleotides long. RefSeq lists its product as uncharacterized. Gene Ontology annotation, molecular function: MAP kinase tyrosine/serine/threonine phosphatase activity; MAP kinase tyrosine phosphatase activity; protein tyrosine/threonine phosphatase activity. Gene Ontology annotation, biological process: negative regulation of MAPK cascade; peptidyl-tyrosine dephosphorylation. The record is from RefSeq and is a predicted model, not a curated record. NCBI's taxonomy places the organism in Eukaryota, Metazoa, Chordata, Actinopteri, Clupeiformes, Clupeidae. Gene Ontology annotation, cellular component: cytosol; cytoplasm.